CUGCAGCCCCGAAAAGGUCCUCAGCACCACUCUCACGUACACACGUGUGCAGUGCCCUGUUGCCAUGGCGGACCUACAGAUGAAGCUGCUCCGCAAGAAAAUUCAGAAAAGAAAUGAUAAGAACAAGGAGCGCAAACUGCUCAGGGAGCAAGCAGAGGAGGAAGAGACCGUAAACUCAAACGGACUGGAAGAGAAGUCUAAGAAGAAGAAGCAGAAGAAACAGAUCGUGGUUCCACUGGAAGAGGCCCCGGCAGAGGAAACCCCUCUGAAGAAGAAGACGAAGAAGAAACGGAAGCUGGCUGACGUUGCGGAGUCACCAGUUGAGAAGAAGACCAAAACAGUGGAGGAAGACACUCUAGCAGAUGGAGAAAAGAAAAGCCAUAAACCAGAGGAAGCUGCAGAUGACGAAGAGGAGGACUCCAACAGUGAAGAGGGAGAGGAAGAACAGCCCGAGUUACCAUCUGGUUUAACAGGAGCAUUUGAGGACACGUCCUUCUCCUCUCUUGCUGAGCUGGUGAGUGAGAACACGCUGAAAGCUGUGAAGGAGAUGGGCUUCGAACACAUGACUGAGAUCCAGCACAAAAGUAUCCGCCCCUUGCUGGAGGGAAGGGAUGUUCUGGCUGCUGCCAAGACAGGGAGUGGUAAAACCUUGGCCUUCCUCAUCCCGUCUAUAGAGCUCAUCUAUAAACUCAAGUUCAUGCCCAGGAACGGCACCGGCGUAGUGAUCCUUUCCCCCACACGCGAGUUGGCAAUGCAGACGUACGGCGUGCUGAAGGAGCUGAUGUCGCACCACGUGCACACCUUUGGUCUGACCAUGGGAGGCAGCAACCGCUCGGCAGAGGCCCAGAGACUGGCCAACGGGGUCAACAUCCUGGUGGCCACACCCGGUCGUCUGCUGGACCACCUCCAGAAUACUCCUGGGUUCAUGUACAAGAACCUUCAGUGUCUGAUUAUCGACGAGGCCGACCGAAUCUUAGAAGUGGGCUUCGAGGAGGAGCUGAAGCAGAUCAUCAAGCUGCUGCCAAAGAAGAGACAGGCCAUGCUGUUCUCGGCCACGCAGACCCGUAAGGUGGAGGAUCUGGCUCGCAUCUCCCUCAAGAAGGAGCCGCUUUACGUGGGCGUGGACGACAACGCGGACAACGCCACUGUCGACGGCCUGGAGCAGGGUUACGUGGUGUGUCCGUCGGAGAAGCGCUUCCUGCUGCUCUUCACCUUCCUGAAGAAGAACCGCAAGAAGAAGCUCAUGGUCUUCUUCGCCUCCUGUAUGUCUGUGAAGUUCCACUACGAGCUCCUCAACUACAUCGACCUGCCCGUCAUGGCCAUCCAUGGCAAACAGAAGCAGACCAAGCGCACAACCACCUUCUUCCAGUUCUGCAACGCCGACUCGGGCAUCCUGCUGUGUACUGACGUGGCAGCCCGAGGCCUGGAUAUCCCCGAGGUGGACUGGAUCGUCCAGUACGACCCCCCAGAUGACCCCAAGGAAUACAUCCACAGGGUGGGCAGGACGGCCAGAGGCAUCGACGGCAGAGGCCACGCGCUCCUCAUCCUCCGGCCAGAGGAGCUCGGCUUCCUGCGCUUCCUGAAACAGGCCAAGGUUCCACUGAGUGAGUUUGACUUUUCGUGGAGUAAAAUCUCUGAUAUCCAGUCCCAGAUGGAGAAGCUGAUUGAGAAGAAUUACUAUCUCCACAAGUCGGCCCAAGAGGCCUACAAGUCCUACGUGAGGGCGUACGACUCCCACUCGCUCAAACAGAUCUACAAUGUCAACACCCUCAACCUCCCCAUGGUGGCGCUGUCGUUUGGCUUCAAAGUGCCUCCUUACGUCGACCUGAGCAUUCACGCUGGUAAAGGUGGGAAGAUGCAGAAGCGAGGUGGGGGAGGAGGAUUUGGAUACCAGAAGACCAAUUACGGGCAGAAAUCCAGAGUCUUUAAGCACGUCAACAAAGGAAAGGGGGACGGGAGGCAGUUCUCCCGCUGAACCCCCUUCAAGAGAACUCUCCUGUCUAUUUGAAGACCUGCCCUUUUAUCUGAUGAACUUCCUGCUUUGACCAGAGGGUUGCUUGCAUCUCUCUGGCAUGUAGAGAUUAUUUUGUAAAUGUACACAUCGUGGAUGUGGUGUUGGAGUAGGCCGCUGCAUUCCUCCUUUGCUCCACUGUGGACUCACUUUUCUAACAUGACUUCAUGUUACCUGUCUGGAAUAUAAAAUCUGUUGACUUUCA
Messenger RNA from Cyclopterus lumpus (lumpfish), 2216 nucleotides. It is a transcript of the gene ddx18, whose product is annotated as DEAD (Asp-Glu-Ala-Asp) box polypeptide 18. Lineage: Eukaryota; Metazoa; Chordata; Actinopteri; Perciformes; Cyclopteridae. The record is from RefSeq and is a predicted model, not a curated record. Gene Ontology annotation, biological process: maturation of LSU-rRNA from tricistronic rRNA transcript (SSU-rRNA, 5.8S rRNA, LSU-rRNA). Gene Ontology annotation, molecular function: RNA helicase activity; ATP binding; nucleic acid binding. Bases 65 to 1975 code for a protein of 636 amino acids. The transcript is spliced from 14 exons. Gene Ontology annotation, cellular component: nucleolus.